Neoarius graeffei (lesser salmon catfish) is the source of this 3457-nucleotide messenger RNA. RefSeq names its product glycogen synthase kinase 3 alpha b (gene gsk3ab). The record is from RefSeq and is a predicted model, not a curated record. Gene Ontology annotation, biological process: regulation of neuron projection development; protein phosphorylation; extrinsic apoptotic signaling pathway in absence of ligand. NCBI's taxonomy places the organism in Eukaryota, Metazoa, Chordata, Actinopteri, Siluriformes, Ariidae. Bases 208 to 1530 code for a protein of 440 amino acids. Gene Ontology annotation, cellular component: cytoplasm; cytosol; nucleus. Gene Ontology annotation, molecular function: protein serine/threonine kinase activity; ATP binding. The transcript is spliced from 10 exons.
ACGUUGCUGUACGUCAGGUCGGACCACACAACCAGACAGGGGGAAGAAAGAGAAGACGGAGCUACAGUCCUGCUGAUAUACCAUUCAAUCAGUCUUUAUUUUUUUUUUUCAUAGUAGUUAUUGUGGUUUAAAUCGACACAGCUAUCAAACGCCUGGCCCUGGUUUGUCGAUACACUUUCCCCCCCCUGCCCACUCACAGAAAAGAAAAUGAGCGGCAGCGGGCGGCCCAGGACCAGCUCGUUUGCCGAACCGCCGGGGGCUCCGGGAGCCGCUGCAGCCGCCGCCGGAAGCGCCGUUGCCGGUGGAAGCGCUUCAGGAAAGUCCGGGGCUGCUCAGGCCUCCGGCGCUACUUCGACUGGCUUUGGAAACUUGAAGCUUAGCAGGGACAGUGGGAAGGUGACCACAGUGGUAGCUACACCUGGACAAGGUCCAGAUCGCCCACAGGAAGUGUCCUACACAGACAUUAAAGUGAUUGGUAAUGGCUCAUUUGGAGUGGUGUAUCAGGCCCGACUCAGCGACAGCCAGGAGAUGGUGGCAAUCAAGAAGGUGCUGCAGGACAAGCGGUUUAAGAACCGAGAACUACAGAUUAUGCGCAAGCUGGACCACUGUAACAUUGUUAGGCUACGCUACUUCUUCUAUUCCAGUGGAGAGAAGAAAGAUGAAGUUUAUUUGAAUCUGGUGCUGGAUUAUGUACCAGAGACCGUGUAUAGAGUUGCACGCCAUUUCAACAAGGCCAAGAGCACCAUACCAGUCAUCUACGUCAAAGUGUAUAUGUAUCAGUUAUUCCGCAGUUUGGCGUAUAUCCAUUCCCAAGGCGUCUGCCACAGAGAUAUCAAACCACAAAAUCUUCUAGUGGACCCUGAUACUGCUGUUCUCAAGCUGUGUGAUUUUGGCAGUGCGAAGCAGUUAGUUCGUGGCGAGCCAAACGUUUCAUACAUCUGCUCACGGUAUUACCGUGCCCCGGAGCUCAUCUUCGGAGCCACAGAUUACACCUCCAACAUUGAUAUCUGGUCAGCCGGCUGCGUAUUGGCCGAGUUGCUGCUGGGCCAGCCCAUUUUCCCCGGUGAUAGCGGGGUUGACCAGCUAGUUGAAAUCAUUAAGGUUUUGGGCACGCCGACACGAGAACAGAUCCGGGAAAUGAAUCCCAACUACACAGAGUUCAAAUUCCCUCAGAUCAAAGCGCACCCCUGGACUAAGGUGUUUAAACCCAGGACGCCUCCGGAGGCCAUCUCUCUGUGUUCCCGUCUGCUGGAAUACACACCCGUGACGCGUCUCUCUCCGCUAGAGGCCUGUGCCCACGCAUUCUUCGAUGAGCUGCGCCAACCCAACGCUCGCUUGCCCAGCGGCCGAGAGCUGCCUUUGCUCUUCAACUUCAGCCCUGUGGAGCUGUCUAUCCAGCCACAGUUGAAUUCCACUCUCAUUCCUCCUCAUGCGCGCUCGCAGACGACGCCCGUUUCUCACGAAGGCAGCGUGUCGGACAGCUCAGCCCAGUCCAGCUCUGCACCGGGAGCCCUGAGCAACAGCACCUGAGCAUUACCUCUGUGUUUCUACACCGUUCUCCCUUCACUCCUCCUCUCGUCACCUGUCCCUCGUUCCAGCCUUUUCAAAGCUCCAGAACCCGAAUCUGUUUAGCUCAGAUUCCGAACCCCUUCGUUGCACAUUUAGCAUCCUUCAGGAGAACGUGUUUGUUUUUUUUUUUUUUGUUUUUUUUUUUUGUGGGGGGGGUUUGGUCUGUUUUGUUUAUUUCGGGUAGACUUUGUCCUUGAUGAGGUUUACGGCUGUGUGAUUUCAAGUAAAGAAUGGUUUGUUGAGGCAUUUCUGACCUCUAGUGGCAGGAGGAGAAAAGCAGAUUUUUUUUUUUUUUACCCCCCACCCCACCCCUUACUGUCUGCCACGUCUCUGUGGAGGUCCAACCUUUUUAUUAUGUUUUAAACAGAAACGCACCUCAUACAACCACAACAUGCAGGUGUAUUUUUAUUUUCGUUUGCUCUUAAAGUGUAAUAAAUUUUAGCGGGUUUUUUUUUUUCUUCUUAAACGAGACCAUGUUCUUGAAAUGAGUGUGGAAGUGUUUUUAUGGAGCAGUGAGUAAGUGGUGGUCUUGUCUAUUUGGCCAGGAUUUUGUUUAGGAAAAGGGUGUGUGUGUGUGUGUGUGGUUGGUUGUUUUUUUUUCCUAAGUGAACGCAAGCUGAACCACUUUUCCUUUGUCGGUCGGUUAAAGUUGAAAGGGCUCCAUCUCGAGCUGGUCCUAUGUACCAAAUCCUAUCCGAGUUAAACGUGCUGGUGUAGGGUCAGACGGUUUGUCUUUCACAUCCCGGUGAAUGUUAGUGAUAGGGAUGGAGAGGGCUGAUCCUAGAGCAGUACUGUUAUUUAUGGCCCAAUAGAAUUUCUGUACUUUUUUUUUCCCCCCCCUAUUCCUGCAAAGACAAGUGUGUGUGGUCCUUGAACAUUUAGAACUGUAAGCACACACGUUUAUUUUGUUUGUGGCCCUGGCAGUAUCCUCUACUCUUUCAAAUCACACAUUUCUAUAGGAGUUUAGGUCAUAAAAUGAUUGUGUGUGUGCGCGUGCGUUUCAGUAGAGUUAGAAGAUUUAAAUAUUUAAAUGGCUGCUGAUCUGUGAUGAAUCUAUAUCAUUGUACGUAUCAUAGAGCCCCACACCCAUGCGCGCACACACACCGGCGUCCCUCCACUUCCUCCUGGAGCCAUCCAUCCGUCCCCCUCCAUCCCCACUUCACCCUUCUCUCACUGCUGAUAUGUAAAUAUCAUGUACCUUUUACUUUUUUUUGUUUGUUUGUUUUGUUUUUAUGAUUGUUAUUCUGUUCUUGUAACUUGAUUUUUAUUUCUAGUGGAGUAGUGCUGGUUCAAGUAGUGGCCAGCUCUCUCUGUCUCUCGGUCUUGCUUUCUCCCAUCGCUCUCAUUUGUACAUAGCAUUUCAACUUGUCCCCCCUCACCUCUGCCGAGGAGGCAGGGGGAUGGAACAAAACUGAGUCUCUCUCUCCUUCCCUCUGUUGCUCUCUCGCCCUCUCUCUCUCUCUCUCUCUCUCUCGCAGUCCUUGUUCAUGUGCUCCCUUAUAAAUGUUAUUUCGAAUAUUUUAUUUAUUGUAUUGCAGACAGUGUUUUUUUUUUGUUUGUUUUUUUGUUUGUUUGUUUGUUUUUUAAUGAUCUGAUGGGGUAGAGACUUGUGUGUGACCUGUCAUUAGAACAACAUUCAUAUCCUAAACUUGAUAUUAUCUUGGAAUGUGUUUUGAGAAUAUGAACGUAUUGUCCGGAGCAUUCUGCGAGUCUCGUUACGAGGAAUGUUCCUGAAGGUGCAGGCACACAGACGUACACGAAAGAUAGAUAAACGUGGACUGCUUAGCCCAUCCAGGACUCAGUGAAUGGGUUAAGUGAGGGAGAGGGAGAGAGAAACUGUUUUUGUUUGUUGGUAUAAAUAAGCUCAUUAAUAAAGUGAUGAAAAGUG